Molecule: messenger RNA, 1230 nt
Organism: Baudoinia panamericana UAMH 10762
Lineage: Eukaryota; Fungi; Ascomycota; Dothideomycetes; Mycosphaerellales; Teratosphaeriaceae
Exons: 2
Coding region: 1-1230 (409 amino acids)
Biological process (GO): regulation of translational fidelity
Cellular component (GO): cytoplasm
Molecular function (GO): double-stranded RNA binding; nucleotidyltransferase activity; tRNA binding
Source: RefSeq, a predicted model, not a curated record
AUGCAGACCACGAUACUGCCCGUAGACCCGCGCAAAAUCGGUCAUCUGAAGAUUGAACCAAGGCCCCAUGAUAUUCUGGACGACUUCACGUUACAACUGGAUGGUAACUCCCAAGAUGCGAGUAACCUUCUUUUAGCGGGCGAGCGGCUCAGGUUGUCCGACGUGCCUGUUGCAUUUCCUACCGAGACUGUCUACGGACUUGGUGCGGACGCCACACGAAGCAACGCAGUACUGGGAAUAUAUAAGGCUAAACAGCGACCUGCUGACAACCCGUUGAUCGUGCACUUUGCUUCUUUACAGCAAUUAAGAGACACUCUCAGGCCUUCUACGGCUGCACAGAAUGCGCAUCACUCAGACGGAGGUUCGGUGCACACGGACGACAGCGAUCCAAUACCGGAGAUCUAUAAACCGCUAAUACACCGCUUCUGGCCUGGUCCCUUGACUAUUAUCUUGCCAAAUCCUGCACACUCGCCCUUCGCUCCUGAGGUCACUGCAGGCUUGAGCACCUUUGGAGCACGCAUACCCGGCAAUGUGCUGGCAUUGGCACUCAUCAAGUUGGCAGGCGUUCCUGUCGCGGCUCCGUCGGCGAACGCGUCCACGAAGCCUUCACCUACAGCUGCUGAACACGUAGCUUUCGAUCUCAGCGGUCGUAUCGAAUCCAUCAUCGAUGGUGGACCGUGUAGCGUAGGUGUGGAGAGUACAGUCGUCGAUGGGCUUUCCAAUCCGCCUUUGGUUCUCCGGCCUGGCGGUGUGAGUAUUGACGAGCUUCGUAGCUGCCCUGGUUGGGAGGAGGUUGAAAUCGGCUAUAAGAAUGCUGCAGAAAGUGGCACCCAGCCCAAAGCACCCGGCAUGAAAUACCGCCACUACUCACCAAAGGCACCUGUUGUGCUCUUUGAGGCUGGGAGCGAACCAACAUAUGCCAAGACAUUGCAGCAGUACAUUGGACCAAACGGCAAGCUAGGCAUCAUCUGCACUCGGAGAUGGAACAUCGAGAGCGACACGAUAUCCACGGUUUCGCUUACGCUGGACGGCUCGCUUGUGCAGCUGUUCGUGAUCACGUUAGGGCCUGAUAUGGGCAACAUCGCGCGAGGCGUCUUCGCAGCGCUUCGAGAACUUGACCGGAACGAUGUGGACGCGAUUCUUGUGGAGGGUGUUGAUGAUGGUGAGGAAUUGACGGCUGCCGCCGUCAUGAACCGGCUGCGUAAGGCUGCGGAAGUCAAUGCAGGUUGA